This is a messenger RNA of Nelumbo nucifera (sacred lotus), 3820 nucleotides long. Its product is annotated as Pentatricopeptide repeat (PPR) superfamily protein. The record is from RefSeq and is a predicted model, not a curated record. Gene Ontology annotation, molecular function: protein binding. NCBI's taxonomy places the organism in Eukaryota, Viridiplantae, Streptophyta, Magnoliopsida, Proteales, Nelumbonaceae.
UUCAUCCUCUUCCUCCUCUCGUCAUCCCCCAGUUUCUGCUCUCGACUUUCAAAGACAUAGACGAACCCAAUAUUUGGAACGCCCCCCUCCAUGACGAUUUGAGAUGGGCACUGUGCCUUCCUCUUUUAAAUCUCUAAAGCCAGGCCUUCAGAAUAUAAUCAUUCUUCGUCGUAAUGAAAAUAUAUGCUUCACGGAGCGUCGUAAAUCUCAGAUAUUUCUUCCUCCCUCAAAAAGCAGAUAUUUCUUCCUCCCUUUCUCUACAUUCAUCUCCAGUAUCGACUGUACAAUCUCUGACGAGGUCCAAGCCAUCCUGGCCAACCCCAGUGCCAUCGAAGACCCGCUCGAGAGCCUGGUCCCUUUGCUUUCACGGAGAGUCGUGACUUCGGUUCUUCAACAGCAGCAAAAUGCCCAGUUGGGAUUUCGAUUCUUCAUUUGGGCCAUGAAAAGGAAGCGUUUUCGCAGUUGGGUAUCCCACAAUUUUAUGAUUGAUAUGCUCUGUGGGGCUAACGGUUUUGAGCUUGCUUGGAAAUCGCUUAAUGAGCUUAGAAGUUUUAGAAUCCCUAUUAUUUCCCAGGCUUUCUCGGUUUUGAUUGCUGCUUAUGCAAAGGCGGGCAUGACCGAGAAGGCCGUUGAGUCGUUCGGGAGGAUGAAGGAAUUUGAUUGCAGGCCAAAUACCUUCACUUACAAUACGAUCUUACGUCUUCUGGUCGAGAGAGAGGUAUUUGUGUUAGCGUUGGCAGUUUAUAAUCAGAUGUUGAAAUCUGAUUGCCGUCCAAAUCAAUCUACUUUUGCCAUUCUCGUUAAUGGGUUCUGCAAAGCAGGGAAGACCAUGGACGCACUUCAAAUGUUCGAUGAAAUGACAAAAAGAGGUAUUCCUCCCAACACAAUGAUCUAUACUAUAAUUCUUUCCGGUCUCUGCCAAGCAAAGAGAAUUGAUGAUGCACAAAGACUCUUGGAGACCAUGAAGGCGAAUGGUUGCAGUCCUGAUACGAUUACUUACAAUGUUGUGCUUAACGGGUUAUCUAAAUUGGGUAAAAUAGAAGAAGCUCUCGAGAUGCUGGGGUCAUUCAGUAAGGACGGUUUUGUUCUGGGGUUAAAUGGGUAUAGUUGUUUGAUUGAUGGAUUGUUUAGAGCUGGGAGAUUUGAUGAGGCACAUGAAUGGUGGAGGAGAAUGUCAGAACAGAACAUUUUUCCAGACAUUAUAUUGUAUACUAUCAUGAUGAAGGGGUACUCAGAAGUAGGUAAGGUUGAGGAUGCAAUGAGAUUAUUGUCCAAGAUGACGGAGAGAGGUAUUGUCCCUGAUACCUUCUGUUAUAAUACUUUAAUCAAGGGUUUUUGUGAUGUGGGUCUUUUGGACAAGGCUAAAUCUCUCCAACUUGAGAUUUCUAAGCAUAAUAGCUUCCCUGACUCUUCUACUUAUACCAUUCUCAUUUGUGGUCUGUGUAAAGAAGGGCUGAUUGGUGAGGCACAACAGAUCUUCAAUGAGAUGGAGAAGCUUGGAUGCUUUCCCACUGUUAUGACCUUCAAUGCUCUUAUCAAUGGUCUCUGUAAGGCCGGGGAGCUUGAAGAAGCUCAUCUUCUGUUCUACAAGAUGGAGAUUGGGAGAAACCCUUCCUUGUUCCUUCGGCUUUCUCAAGGUGCUGAGCGGGUGCUUGAUAGUGCAAGCCUCCAGACACUAGUGGAGCGACUAUGUGAGUCAGGAUUGAUACUAAAGGCUUACAAGCUCCUCAUGCAGCUUGCUGAUAGUGGGGUUGUACCAAACAUAAUCACUUACAAUAUUCUAAUCAAUGGCUUUUGCAAGGCACGGAAUAUCAAUGGAGCCUUCAAGCUCUUCAAGGAACUACAACUCAAGGGGCUCUCCCCUGAUGCCAUUACAUAUGGGUGCCUCAUAGAUGGACUUCAGAGGGUUAACAGAGAGGAGGAUGCCCUUGGGAUCUUUGAUCAAAUGCUGAAGAAUGGGUGUCCUCCCACUUUGGAUGUUUACAAGACGCUUAUGACAUCCCUGUGCCGGAAAGGGAAGGUAUCACUAGCUUUCAGUCUUUGGUUGAGGUAUUUGAGGAGCCUUCCUGAUCGAAGAGAAGUGGAAAUUCAAGUGGUGGAGGAGCUUCUUGAACAGGGAAGAGUGGAAGAAGUAGUUUGUGGUUUAUUGAAACUUGAUCUUAAGUACAUGGUUAACGAUCCAUCACCAUAUACCAUAUGGCUUAUUGGGUUGUGUCGGGCAGGGAGAUUAGGUGAAGCUUUAAAAAUCUUUUCUCUCCUUGAUGAACACAAGAUCAUUGUCACUCCCCCAAGUUGUGUGAUGUUAAUUAAUGGCCUCUGCCAAGAAGGGAAUCUAGACCUGGCCGUAGAUAUCUUUGUUUACACAUUAGAGAAAGGCUUCAUAUUGAUGCCUCCAGUGUGCAACCGGAUGAUUAGGUCUCUCUGUUCUCAAGAUAAAAAGAACCAUGUCAUUAACCUUCUAAGCAGAAUGAAGUCUGUUGGUUAUGAUUUGGAUGUUUAUCUUAACCAAACAACAAAGGCUCUUUUAUAUGGUAUGAAACCAAGGUACAAGAUGGAACCAAGGUACAAGAUGGAAGCAGAGCCUUAGUAAGUUAUUGUCAUGGCAACAAUCUGUUGUGAAAAAGCAAUUAUGGGUUACAUGUCAAAACUAUUAGUUAAGAGGUGAUUUGCAGAGAAACAUGACAAAAUUGUCUUAGAGGCCUAAGACAUCAUGAGAAAUUUCUUCAAUGAAAAUUUCCAAGUUUGCUGUUUGCUAGAGACCUAAGUUCAUUGAAGAUCUUCAAGCGGCAAACCAAAUCCACGAAAGACAUUCCAUAGUUGCUAAAGAUCUAAGUCUCAAGCAACAAUUCAAGUUUCUUUUUGCUCUUCCAACUUCCUUUUUUUCUCACAUACAUUUCUGUCAAGAGUAAGAAAGAAGGAAAGGUUCUUACAUCAACUUCUUUUGCUCACAUUGAGUUCUGGCUAGGGGAAGACAAAAGAAGAAAAAGAUCCCCACACCGAACAAUUUGUCUUAAAAAGAAGAGGAAGAAGAAAAAUAAUACAUUCUGUUCAAAUUCAGCCUGAAUCUGGAAUUCCAAUCACUAGGAAAGAUGCUGUUAUUUGCAUGUAUCCAUCUGACCCAACUGUUGUUUUGGGGAGUUUGUCUGUUGUAGCUCUGUUUCUAUCCACCUGUUUUGGAUUAGCCUCUAUAUUCUACCCAUACAAUGGGGAAUCUGUUCCACAAGCGGCUCUCUUCCAAAGCAUUACAUUUGUUGUUUUCUUGGCAAUUGCUGUGUAAGUAACCUCUUCUUUGUUACCCAUACUAAAUCUUUGUGGAUAUCUACUUACGACCACUAAGACUUGAACAAUAUUCUUCUCGUUUUGUCAACCUGUUGUUAUUUUCAUUUUGUCAUUCUUUUGUAGAAAAUUUGAACGAACAAUCGUUUUCCUGUAAAACUAUUGACAGAUAAAUGUCAAAAUGUCUAACUAAUGGUUUCUUCUUAACACUUUAGCUGAUAAGGAUGACUCCAUCAUGGAACUUACAAGAAUUUGUUUUAGACCAACUUUCCAAGUGGCAACUCUUGAAGUAUUUAAGUUAAACUUUUUUAUUUAAUUUAGGACACUAAGUUUGAUUAGUUUUGUAUUUUUUUUUGAAAAAGGUAAAGUAAUAUAUAUUAAACUGCAAAAAAUAUGAAGGAUAUAUAAUCAGCCCAAUUCCCUGUACAAUGAGAAACUGUACUAAAGGAAAAACAACCCCUAGACCUAAACAAAAAUGAGCCCAACAGGCAAAUACAAACAAAGAAACUAUCCAAAAAGGAGCUCUUUGUCAAAAAAAAAAAAA